AUGUGGAAUCUAGUGCACACAGCUGAGAUGAAACAGGAUUUCCACCAUGACAUUCUGAGCUGCGAAUACCAAGAGGAACUGGACUCGGUGCUCAAGGAAGAAGAGGAGCUGAUGAAAAGAGCUGCAACGAAAGCCGCCGCCGACCAACUGGAAGAAUGGAAAGCUCGUGCUGAAGCCGAGGACAAGAUCAAUAUCAAAACCAAGGGGACCAAAAAACAUUGCACGGGCAAGCGGCGCGCCAGCAUCUCUGUCAGCUCUGUGCCCUAUGUUACCCUCCCCGGAUACAUUAACAGCCACGAGCGCCGGCCGCUCUCCUAUCGCGUUAAGAAGGACAACAGUGUAUCCAAGACGAAAUACCUGGAAAUCAAGUCUCUGGCCGAGAGACUGUUCGCCACUGCCCCUGACAGACUCCACUGCCUCAAAGCCCUAGACUCGGACUGGGGCUCCUGGGGAAAGAAGAAGAAUGAUGCAGCGGUCAAGCUUGUCCGCAGUAUCUGA
Penicillium alfredii is the source of this 498-nucleotide messenger RNA. RefSeq lists its product as uncharacterized. The record is from RefSeq and is a predicted model, not a curated record. The coding region runs from base 1 to 498 and encodes 165 amino acids. Lineage: Eukaryota; Fungi; Ascomycota; Eurotiomycetes; Eurotiales; Aspergillaceae. The transcript is spliced from 3 exons.